Messenger RNA from Spinacia oleracea (spinach), 619 nucleotides. Its product is annotated as nuclear intron maturase 4, mitochondrial-like. The record is from RefSeq and is a predicted model, not a curated record. The transcript has a single exon. Gene Ontology annotation, biological process: mitochondrial mRNA processing; homing of group II introns. Bases 77 to 619 code for a protein of 180 amino acids. Lineage: Eukaryota; Viridiplantae; Streptophyta; Magnoliopsida; Caryophyllales; Amaranthaceae. Gene Ontology annotation, molecular function: RNA-directed DNA polymerase activity. Gene Ontology annotation, cellular component: mitochondrion.
GUCAGGAAAUUAUCUGGGUAGAAGUGCUCAAGCUUAUUUAUCAACCCUUCAAGAAGCCAACAAUGAUGUUGAGAAAAUGCCAUUAGCAAAGAGUUUAGCUUCUCUGGUUGUUGAAUCUUCACCUCCUGGUGAUGUAAAGGACACUGAUAGGCCUGAAAUGGGUAGAGUUGGGAUGAAACGGUUAUUCGAAAUGCGUGUAAAGAAGAGAGUUAAGCAGCAAUAUAUGAAUGGGAGGUUUAGUGACCUUUUUAUGAAAGUUGUUGCUGAUCCUAAGACCCUUAUGGAUGCUUAUAAUUGUAUUAGAGUGUGCUCAAAUAUUGAUGUCGCGACAUGGGAGGAUUCAGUCAUUUGUUUUGAGUCCUUGGCGGAAGACCUUGCAAAUGGGAGGUUUGAUGUAGAAGCUAAUACGUGUACAGUCUCGACAAGGGGUGGUACUACAAAAGAAGUCCUUGUCCUUCCUAAUUUGAAAUUGAAGGUAGUUCAAGAAGCAUUAAGAAUAGUUUUGGAAGUUGUUUAUAAGCCUCACUUCUCUAAGAUUUCUCAUGGUGGUCGGAGUGGAAGAGGCCACUUGUCGGCUUUUAAGUACAUUUGCAAGGAAAUCCCUGAUCCUGAUUGGUGA